Molecule: messenger RNA, 876 nt
Organism: Exserohilum turcica Et28A
Lineage: Eukaryota; Fungi; Ascomycota; Dothideomycetes; Pleosporales; Pleosporaceae
Exons: 2
Source: RefSeq, a predicted model, not a curated record
CGCGAUAAGCUUGCCAUGCUGCAGAAUACCUACCACACGUGUCCCUCUGGCGACAUAUGCGACGAAGUCAUGAGCGCGUGCUUUGUCAAUGGCUCACGAAUCUUCCGCAACAGCAGUGUCCCCUCGCCCAGGAACAUGCACGUCAUCGACCUUGCUGGCUACUUCAACACCCAAGACCCCGUGUUGCGUGCGGCGAAUCCACGCCUCUGCGACGCUGUAGCCACGAUACUGAGCCACACGAGCAGCGAGUGCGUAGCCGCGUUUCUGGAUCCGGGCGUCCGGGAAUUCGUCUACAAGCGAGAAGUUGAGGGCCGAAAGGGCGGAAACGUGUUGACCGUGAGGAGGCUAGAUAACAAGAUCAUCGCUGGUUCCUAUCGCAAUCUGGGCUUCUCCCUGCAGUGGAGCUUGUACGUCAAGGCCGGGUUUGGCGCAACGGGCCAGUGGCACGACGACUAUGCUGCACCUGUGGCUGGGUCGACGCCCAUCGUCGAUGGAGUCGUGAUGUGGGACGUCUUCACGCCAACUAGGGCCACAUCACCUGAGGGUGACGGCCAAGCUGGUGGCUGGCCCCACCGCGGCGAGCAUCGAAGCAGCAGCAGCAGCAGCAGUGUGCAGGCGCCCCAGACGUCACCGCGCAAGAUUACGCUGUCGGAUGCAAAUGAGGGGGACAAGGUGCAAUGUCAGGAUGACGAAAUUAGUCCACGCAAUGCAAAGUUUGCGCUGUACCAGAGUAGGCUGCUUGCGCGUUACCUGCUGUGGGAUAUCUGGGUUCGACUCGAGGGUAGGUAUGAUUGCAAGGCGUCGUGGGAAGCGGAUGGAGAAGUUAGGGAGUUGAGGUUGAAGCAGGCAUUGGUGGGGUUUGGCGAUGAGGAGUAG